AUUCCAGGCCCCUCCUCCUCUCGGAUGGACCAAUUGAGGCGCGAGUUGUGUUUUAAACCGCGGUGUGCGGGAUCGUUGGUGGUACAGUCUUGGAGUAAUCCAGGAUGGCUACUCUGAUCUUUAUUGAUAAGGAUAAUGAAGAACCAGGCAGCCGUUUGGCAUCUAAGGAUGGGUUGAAGCUGGGGUCUGGUGUCAAAACAGUCAAGGCAUUAGAUGGGAAAUCGCAGGUCUCAGUGCCUCAAGCUGGCAAAGUGUUCGAUGCUCCAGCCUUGCCUAAAGCCAACAGAAAGGCUUUGGGAACUGUCAACAGGGUUACAGAAAAGCCAGUGAAGACUAAUAGGCCACUCAAACAAAAACAGCCAGCUUCGACCGUGAAGAAGAUCGCUGAGAAGCCGGCUAAGAUACAAAGCUCUGUCUCUGCUCCUGAUGACACCUAUCCAGAAAUAGAAAAGUUCUUCCCCUUCAAUCCUCUAGAUUUUGAGAGUUUUGACCUGCCUGAGGAGCACCAGAUUGCACAUCUCCCCUUGAAUGGCGUGCCUCUCAUGGUCCUGAGUGAGGAGAACGUGGUUGAGAAGCUGCUGCACCUGGAUCCCCCUUCACCUCUGAAGACACCCUUUCUAGCGUGGGAAUCUGGAGCACAGUGGUAUUUUCCAGAAGGGACAUUAAGGGUGAGAUGACAGCCGACUGCAGAAGCAGCCCCAAGAAUCCAGCGGUCAGUUCUGAGGCAGAUGUUGAGGAGAUCCGCGACUGUGAAGCCGUGUCAGCUUCCUCCCUCGCUUCCUGUGCUGAGAAAGGAUUAUUUUUCAUAGACUAUGUUGUAUUGAUGUUAGCAGCACAUUAUAGUCAUGUUUAAAUCAAUUAGUAAACAUUUGUAACUUCUC
Myodes glareolus (Bank vole) is the source of this 881-nucleotide messenger RNA. The record is from RefSeq and is a predicted model, not a curated record. NCBI's taxonomy places the organism in Eukaryota, Metazoa, Chordata, Mammalia, Rodentia, Cricetidae.